Molecule: messenger RNA, 526 nt
Organism: Zootermopsis nevadensis
Lineage: Eukaryota; Metazoa; Arthropoda; Insecta; Blattodea; Termopsidae
Product: HIG1 domain family member 2A, mitochondrial
Biological process (GO): mitochondrial respirasome assembly
Cellular component (GO): mitochondrion
Source: RefSeq, a predicted model, not a curated record
UACGAACUUAAAAAUAUUGCACAACAAAUGAAGGAAGAAAUGGCGUUUGCGAUUAUGAUUUGUGAGGAAUUUGGUAUUCAGUACUAGAUUUAGGGAGAAAAUGUCUGGUAUGCAGAGUGAGAGUCAAAGCGAGAAAGAACCAGAAUUUGAUUGGUUACAACUUCGUACUGAAAUCGAUAGUCAACAUUCUGAUGUGUCAGCCCAAGAUAAGUUGCUACGGAAAGUGAAAGAAAACCCACUCGUUCCUAUAGGUUGUUUGGCAACAUUUGGUGCUCUGUCUUAUGGCUUGUGGAGCUUCAGAAAGGGGAGACAUCAGAUGUCACAAUACAUGAUGAGAUUACGAAUAGCUGCUCAGGGUUUUACAAUUGUGGCAAUGAUGGUAGGAAUUGCUGCUAGUGCGACACGCAGCAAGGAAUGAUGGGAUUGUGUUGUUGCAAACUGUAAGUGAUGUCUUACAUCAAUAUGUAUAUUCUUAUAUAGUGCACUGAAAAUGUAUGUAACAUAAACAAGUUGCAUCUCACGCAUA